CGAACUAUCGGCGCAGUCGCGCGGUACAGCUCGACUUCUGUGUUUACAGCAUGAUGCCGUGAGGCAGAAAUUUUACAGUUCAAAACGAAUUUGCUAUACUUGACAAUGGUGACUUUUCAUUAGCGGGUGCCUCUUCCUUCCACCGCGUUAGAAGGAGUCGCAUGUCAAAAACCUCGUGAAGCUUUUCAGUCUUCGAAGAUGUCUGACGCUUGCUGCUCUGAACCUGCCGGAGCCAUCAAGGCCAUCGAUAAGCACUCAGUGCAUCAGAUCUGCUCUGGACAGGUGGUGUUGACUUUGGCCACCGCUGUCAAAGAGCUGGUGGAGAACAGCGUAGAUGCAGGGGCCACCAGCAUUGAUGUGAGGCUAAAAGAGUGUGGAGCCGAACUAGUGGAAGUGUCGGACAAUGGCAAAGGAGUAGAGGAAGCCAAUUUUGAGGGACUGACACUGAAGCAUCACACAUCAAAGCUGAGGGACUUCUCUGAUCUCAUCCAUGUGGAAACUUUUGGCUUCAGAGGUGAAGCCCUCAGCUCUUUGUGUGCUCUGAGUAACCUAUCAGUGGUGACAUGCCACGUGUCGAGCCAGGUGGGGACCAAGCUGGUGUUUGACCAAAAAGGCCACCUUGUGCAGCAGUCGCCUCAUCCUCGGCAGCAGGGCACCACAGUCAGUCUGCAGCAGCUCUUCUACACCCUGCCUGUUCGACACAAGGAGUUCCAACGCAAUAUUAAAAAGGAGUAUGCCAAAAUGAUACAUGUCCUGCAGUCGUACUGUAUCAUCUCCACAGGAGUGCGUAUCACCUGCUCCAACCAAAAUGGGCAAGGAAAGCGCAGCACAGUCCUCAGCACCAGCGGCAGCCAGAGUAUGAGAGACAACAUAGGGGCCAUAUUUGGACCAAAACAGCUGCAGAGUCUUCUGCCUUUUCAGCAGGCGUUCGCCACAGAAAAUGUUCUUGAAGAAUAUGGCCUGAAAGAAGCAGAUCUACCCAAACAGCUCUUUUCUAUCACAGGGUUUGUGUCACGAGGAGACCAUGGUGUUGGGAGAAGUGCCACAGACAGGCAGUUCUUUUUCAUUAACAACCGACCAUGUGAUCCCAUUAAGGUGACCAAACUUGUGAAUGAAGUGUAUCACAUGUACAACAGACAUCAGUAUCCAUUUGUUGCUUUGAAUAUAGCUGUUGCCUCAGAGUGUGUGGAUGUGAACGUCACCCCAGACAAACGGCAGAUUUUCCUUCAGGAGGAGAAACUCUUGCUGGCUAUUCUUAAGACCUCUCUUAUCAACAUGUAUGAGGCAGGAGUCAAUAAGAUAAGCCUGAACUAUACGCCCUUAACCAGCACCAAUACAACAGCAACACCCAAAAUCUGCAAAGUUGUCCCAUCUAAUGACAAUACGCCAGAAUCUGGAGAGGAACCAGUCACUCAGAGCCGAAAGUCAUCCCUAAACCUGGCCGGCCUUAAAGCUGCUUUCUCAAGUCAUCACAGCUUCCCUUCUGGGAACAAGGUGAGUGCGGCAAAAGCUGCCAACAUCGGCCCCACACAGAAAAGACUACAGUCUUUUUUUAAGGAAACUGUCAAACCUACUAACUGCACCCUGGGUGUGAGAUCUCCUUUGAAAACCGCAAAAAAUCCAGCAAAAAGCUCCCCGGUUAGGAAUUCUGUGCUGGAUGGGUUCAGGUACGGAACAACUGUCAGGGAUACAGACUCCAGUUGUGAUUUUACCAUGGGACCACCAGAUGUUCAGUGUUCAGGCCAAGAGUUCAGUUCUCCUGAGCCAGUUGCGGACAGACUCAUUGUGAAAGAUGAAACAUUUGAAGAAACGUCCGACGAUAAUUACACUGUUCCUGAAGAAGUAGAGCCACAGACCAGCCCAGUCACUUCCAGCGAGGACUGUCCUGUGAGCCCGGAUGCCAAGAGGGCCAGGACAGAUAAACCACAUUUCACUGAAGAGCACAAACCCAACUCCUCUUCAAACCACUCAGAGAAAUCCUUGAUGGUGGACAUGUCCGUCUGCCGUCAGAAGAGGACGGUGCCUCUUAAGUUCUCAUUCCAAGAGCUAGCAGGGAAGAUGAAAAGGUUACAGGAGAGGCAGGCACAGAGGGACGGGGAGAAUCUGCGCUAUCGACGCUUCAGGGCCAAGAUUGAUCCUGGAGAAAACCAGAGUGCGGAGGAUGAGCUCAGGAAGGAGAUAAGCAAAGACAUGUUCAAACAGAUGGAGAUCAUUGGUCAGUUCAACCUGGGCUUCAUUAUCACCAAACUCAACUCGGACAUCUUCAUGAUCGACCAGCAUGCCACAGAUGAGAAAUACAACUUUGAGAUGCUGCAGCAGCACACUGUGCUCCAAGGGCAGAAACUCAUUGCCCCUCAGAAGCUUCACCUCACUGCUGUCAGUGAAAAUGUACUCAUAGAGAACAUUGAGAUCUUCAGAAAGAAUGGCUUUGAUUUCCUUGUCGAUGAGGAUGCUCAGGUGAUGGAGAGGGUGAAACUGGUAUCUCUGCCCACCAGCAAAAACUGGACAUUUGGCCCAGCGGACAUUGAAGAGCUGAUCUUCAUGUUGAGCGACAGCCCAGGGGUCAUGUGUCGACCAUCCCGCGUCAGGCAGAUGUUCGCCUCACGAGCCUGUCGAAAAUCUGUGAUGAUUGGCACAGCUCUCAGUGUCAGCGAGAUGAGGAAGCUCCUGGUUCACAUGGGGGAGAUUGAGCAUCCAUGGAACUGUCCCCACGGCAGGCCCACCAUGAGACACCUCGCCAACCUGGACAUCAUCUCACAAGACUGACGAUGUCAAGGAAGGAACUGUUAGAGAAUCCUACUUUACGCUGGCUUGUUAUAACAGGAAUGUGCUGUCUUUCAUUUCAUUUAUUUCUGUUAAACUUCACCUAUGAUAGAAGACAGAGUUGUAGAUACUGUAUAUUUGUAUGGUUCAGAUGGUCAGUGUUGAUUGUUUAGUGUGUAUUUCUUAAUUUCUGUUAAUAUAUGUUCUGAUUUUAUUGGUAUUUUGUAGCACAAAAUCAUAGUUUUUAUAUUUUAACACCUAAUUAAAGGAAAACGCUGAACUGCA
Messenger RNA from Acanthopagrus latus (yellowfin seabream), 3048 nucleotides. It is a transcript of the gene pms2, whose product is annotated as PMS1 homolog 2, mismatch repair system component. The transcript is spliced from 15 exons. NCBI's taxonomy places the organism in Eukaryota, Metazoa, Chordata, Actinopteri, Spariformes, Sparidae. Gene Ontology annotation, molecular function: ATP binding; mismatched DNA binding; ATP hydrolysis activity. The record is from RefSeq and is a predicted model, not a curated record. The coding region runs from base 199 to 2766 and encodes 855 amino acids. Gene Ontology annotation, cellular component: MutLalpha complex. Gene Ontology annotation, biological process: mismatch repair.